Messenger RNA from Sodiomyces alkalinus F11, 2355 nucleotides. RefSeq names its product DUF300-domain-containing protein. Gene Ontology annotation, molecular function: transporter activity. Gene Ontology annotation, biological process: transport. NCBI's taxonomy places the organism in Eukaryota, Fungi, Ascomycota, Sordariomycetes, Glomerellales, Plectosphaerellaceae. The transcript has 6 exons. The record is from RefSeq and is a predicted model, not a curated record. Bases 174 to 1997 code for a protein of 607 amino acids.
GAGCUUUUCUCUGGUCCCUUUCCAAUAUAAGGGUCUCCACCGUCAUCCCCACUCCAUACUGCCUUCCCCCAGAGCUAUCGUGAAGCUCAAAAUCGAUCCAGGCGGAGCGAUGAGCUCAAGCGAGUUGUAAAAUACGAUAUACGGCAUUCGUUGACGUGCCACAACUCGUCAAAAUGGCGGGGGGCGGCACUGGUCAGAAGCUCACCUAUGCGACCACGAUAGUGGCUGGCGUUGCUGCCUUGAUGGCAACGCUUCUAUCUAUGGUGUCUAUAUUUCUACAGACAAAAAACUACCGAAAGCCACUCCUCCAGCGUUAUGUCGUUAGAAUAUUGCUUAUGGUUCCCAUAUACUCGGUUACAUCUUGGACCAGCAUGGUUUCAUUGACGACGGCCCAGUUCCUCGCCCCAAUCCGUGACAUCUACGAGGCCUUCACCAUCUAUACAUUUUUCCAACUCCUCAUCAACUACCUCGGCGGCGAACGAUCUCUCAUUAUCAUGACACACGGACGCGAACCGGUCAGCCACCUUUGGCCCAUGAAUCAUGUAUUUCCACGAGUUGAUAUAUCCGAUCCGCCCACAUUUCUAGCCGUCAAGCGUGGCAUACUCCAGUAUGCCUGGCUAAAGCCUAUCCUCGGUCUUGCCGCCUUCAUCAUGAAAGCGACAGGCACUUACCAGGAAGGCUACAUCGGGCUGAGCUCGGGCUACUUCUGGAGUGGUCUGAUCUACAACGUCAGCGUUACCAUGAGCUUGUAUUCGCUCGGGUUAUUCUGGGUUUGCAUGCAUGAUGACCUCCUCCCGUUUCGACCUGUGCCCAAGUUUCUUUGCAUCAAACUCAUCCUUUUCGCUUCGUAUUGGCAAGGUUUCCUCCUAUCAAUCUUAGUAUGGCUGGGAGCAAUCCCGGAUAACGUCCAGGGAUACACGCCGGACAAUCUUGCGGCUGCAAUCCAGGAUGCGCUGAUUUGCGUCGAGAUGCCCGUUUUCGCCGUCGCCCAUUGGUACGCCUUCUCUUGGCACGACUUCGCCAACCAAAACGUACAAGCCGCCAGAAUGCCUGUCAAGUUCGCAUUCCGCGAUGCUUUCGGCAUUCGGGAUCUUAUCGAGGAUACAAAGGAGACUUUCAAGGGUGACAAGUAUAAGUACCGCGUCUUCGACUCGGGCGACAAGGUCAUGCCGCAUGAAGAAUCCCGUGCCCGGCUAGGGCGAUUGAAAGAGGGGAUGAGAUACAAGAGAGGUGGGAAGGCGAAGUAUUGGAUCCCAACCCCUGGUCAGGUUGACCGUCAGCUCAACCGUGACUUGAACGAACGCGAUCCUCUCCUUGCAGGUUCUGGCGGUGAGCCUAGCGGGCAGUACAAUUUCGCCAACGGCACAAUGUCCGAUCCCAACAGCGGGCUAGGUCUAGACCCGGAAGAUGAUGCUCUGUACGAUAAGGCUCGAGAGUUGGAAUACGGUGAUUGGAAUUAUCCCGUCAUUACCGCGCAUGAACCUCUAAGAGAGCGCUUUAUGUCCAACUCGAGCGGGAGCUACAGAUAUCAGUCGUUGCCGUCACCGUUGCCAUCAGACUCAGCAUCAGUAUCGCCAUCGAUAGCGUCACAAUCGUCGUCGCGGCCCCAGCAAACCCGCAAACCCAGCCAUGCUGAUCGACCUCAGGAGCCGGCCGUUGUUACCAGCAAACCGAAAAAAAAGCAAAAGCAGAAACAAAAACAGCACCAGCACCAGGCGGACACCAUAGAAACGCCCACACAACCAGAUCUAAGUCCAGGCCCCGCGGUUUCUGCAGCAUCUCCGCCUAAACCCAUCGCAACGCCUCCCGAAACGCAGGAUCACCAUGUUGCAGAGCGAUCGCAGCCAGGACCUUCACCGGAAGCAGAGCCGUUUCCGGACCAUGAGCCGUCUCCGUGGGCUACUCCUGGCAGUGAACAUGAGGGCUCCGAUCCGCGGUUUCGUAUAGGGGACGAUGAUGAGUUCCGCAACGUCUGGGACGGCGGGGACCGACCCUAGUGAUGGUGGCGUCUAACGUUUUCUUUGCGCGGCAAUGGUCCUGCUGUGAUUUGAUACCCCUGGAAUCUCGCAUCACACUGGCUAGGUAUCGUCAUAAAGCCGGACUAGCAUGGCGAGACGGCGUUUUGGUUCCACUCUUCAAGUUUCCGGCUGUCCAAUAUGAGGUCUAUUCAUCUAAUAUCAUGUUAUCAUCUGUCCCCUUUCCAAAUGAGCCUAUCUCAUUGACAUUUCAACGCCGCCUCAUCAGUCAUUUCAGGUUGCUUAAGUCAUCGCGGUGUACUUCUAGGAGUCCUGCAUCCUUCUCGAGAUCCCAUGAGGCGUAGCUGGUGCGUGUUAUGUAAGGGACACAACUGCCACA